Vitrella brassicaformis is the source of this 2267-nucleotide messenger RNA. The record is from the annotation of a GenBank genome assembly. NCBI's taxonomy places the organism in Eukaryota, Vitrellaceae.
CCGAGUCACUGGCAGUCCCCUUUAUCUCCCGCAGAGGCAUCGUUUCGAAAGGCGAAGGAGCAUUGAUCACACUCCCCUUCAUUCAUCGGCCAUGGCCCGCAUCCAUCCACACGCCCUCCUCCUCUCAACGCUGGCGCUCUUGCCGAUAUGGGCCGGCGGCGAGGGGGGUUUCAUGGCUCAGGAGGACAAGAAGUCCCGGAAGCUGGUCGGCAAGUGGGGUGAUUUCGAAGAGGGUGACCUGACGGGCGACGACAUCCCCCGCUUCAACCCCGACGUGUUCCCCUUCCCCACCAAGGCCCCGCUGCCUGACAAGCUGACCAAGGAUGAUAUCGAGAAGAGCAUCGACAUGAAGAUCCCCGACUCAUGGAAGAAAGACGAGGACGGCUACGUCGCGAUCAAGGACCCCGAGUACUGGGAGCAGUACAAGGUCACCAAGCCGCCCAUCCCAACCAUACCUGAGGACAAGCCCGAGCCGCCCGACCUCAGCAAGCCGACCCAGGGGCCCAAGAAGGAGAAGACAGUCAAGGUGCCCCAGUUCUUGUACGAGAUGGGGCUCUUCACCCCCUAUGAGGAAUUGGGACCAGAGGACAAGGAUAAGAUUGAGGUCGUCCCGGAUCCUGAGAUCGACAAAGAAGAACUCCAAGAAAAGUUCGACCUCGCUAAGGAAAUUGCCAGGGCCGUCGCCGCAAAUGCACGUACGACCAGAUGCACGCAGGCACAGCAAGAGAGACACACCAAGAGACGAGAAGAAUCUCGGAAUCGUGAUUUCUUUCGCAUGCAGGGGGUGAAGAUGCUGAGGUGCCAGAGUUCGUUGAGGACCAGGAGGGGCCGCUGCCCAACACGGAUGAACUCUUGGACUCAAUCCCGACCAAAAGCCUCACCGAAUUAGGGCAAGAAAUUGGCCUUCCCCUUCGGGAAAAGUACAAGUCGUCCAAAAUUGGGCAAACCCAAAGGAAAAUCGGCGACAUUGUCAACUACGCUGAGGUAUGAUUUGUCAGAGAGACAUGACAACAGUUAUGGCUCCACUGGUCCUGUGCGCCCACCCCACCCCACGCACAGGAGCUGCUGACCUAUUGGCUAACUCCCGAGAUGAUUGAUUUCCUGGAGUGUGACGCGCUGGUGAGCAGCGUGGAGAACUUCCUCCUGGACAACAUUUCGCCCUUCAUCUCCAUCGAAGAGGACGACCCCGUAUGGCAGUAUGUGCGGGGCCUGACGGAGGCGAUUCUGUGGUCCAAGCUGGACAUCAUCGAUCCACCCGAGAGCGAGCAGGAGAAGUACCAGGAGUAUCGAGACGCAUACUCCGACGCAAUCGUCUGCGAAUUGAUCAACAACAACUCGCCCAACUGCCCUGUGGAGUUCCCACCUAAAGACGAGGAUGAUGAUGACGACGAUGAUGACGAGGACCGGCGUAGGCUCACAGCUCGGGCAGCUCAUUCCUGUCAGCCGCCAGGGGUCACCCCGAAGGGCUUUCCAGGUCUUGCAGGCGGACACACGUACAUGGCCGCGUGUCUCACCGGCUCUUCUUUUUUGCAGAGUGUGUGUACGUGAGCGGCUUUGCGGCUUCCUGCAGCCCCCACAACCUCCUGGGGGGGCGUGGCUGUGCUGCGGGCAGGAACAUUAUGGCGCAGGAGCUUGACGGCCUGUAUCGAUAUGACACGACGGACGUCUCCGGCUGGCCCGUCUAUUCAAAGACUGUCCACAACAUCCCAGGGGCCGACAAGGUGUUCCUCAACAAGCCCCACGGCACGAGCGGCGCCUACGCAGCUUUUGCCUGCCUCCAAGCGGAUUCAGAGGUGAGCGAGACACGACAAGAGACGCAUUGCACCAGCUGGUCUGUCUCAUUUCCAUGCACUCACUUGUGUCAUGUCUUGCCUGCAGGCGCCGCGGCGCAAGUUGGAAAAGAGCCCCUUUGCCUUUACCUAUCAGUCUGGGGCAUGCAGCAGCCUGGACCCGAGGACCUUCCCUGCAUGCCUCUCAUCGGCAGGGCCAUGGGCGCUGGCCAGGCUGGGGACCAAGGGGUGCAAUGGAGCCGUAUCUGAACGGUCGUCUGUCUGCUGGUUCCCCGCCAGAGUCAAGAUAUUUCCUUGCGCAUGUGGCUCAUUCGCUUAGAGAGACAGACUGUGGGCAAUGCGUCUGUUGGCGUUGGGUGUUUGGCACCGUCCUGGGUUUGGUCAGUUGGUCGGUCGGUCGGUCGGUCGCUGCAUGUCGUGUUUACGUCUGCUUAUGGAUUUAUUUCGGCGUGCGUGUGGAUGGUGUGAUGUGGUCGG